Messenger RNA from Callorhinchus milii (elephant shark), 2490 nucleotides. RefSeq names its product adhesion G protein-coupled receptor B3-like. Lineage: Eukaryota; Metazoa; Chordata; Chondrichthyes; Chimaeriformes; Callorhinchidae. The record is from RefSeq and is a predicted model, not a curated record. Gene Ontology annotation, biological process: adenylate cyclase-activating G protein-coupled receptor signaling pathway; neuron remodeling; negative regulation of angiogenesis. Gene Ontology annotation, molecular function: G protein-coupled receptor activity. The coding region runs from base 1 to 2058 and encodes 685 amino acids. Gene Ontology annotation, cellular component: membrane; synaptic cleft; postsynapse. The transcript has 15 exons.
AUGGAGCACGGUGGAAUGCCUUCGGUCACCUUGAUAGUGGGCUGUGGGCUGUCCUGCUUGGCUCUCAUCACUCUAGCUGUGGUCUACGCCGUGCUCUGGAGGUAUAUCCGAUCCGAGAGGUCCAUUAUCUUGAUCAAUUUCUGUUUCUCCAUCAUCUCAUCGAAUAUCCUCAUCGUGGUCGGACAAACACAGACCCACAAUAAGGGGGUUUGCACAAUGACGACAGCAUUUCUGCACUUCUUCUUCCUGGCUUCUUUCUGUUGGGUUCUGACCGAAGCUUGGCAAUCGUACAUGGCAGUUACAGGGAAGAUCAGAACAAGGCUGAUCCGCAAACGCUUUUUGUGCCUUGGAUGGGGUUUGCCAGCUCUGGUGGUGGCGAUUUCAAUGGGAUUUACAAAGGCAAAAGGAUAUGGGACACCGAGCUACUGCUGGCUGUCUCUGGAGGGAGGUCUGUUGUACGCCUUUGUGGGACCUGCAGCUGCUGUUGUUCUGGUCAACAUGGUGAUCGGAAUUUUAGUUUUUAAUAAGCUUGUGUCAAGAGAUGGGAUCCUAGAUAAAAAGCUAAAACAUAGAGGAGGGGCGUCUCUCUGGAGUUCCUGUGUGGUGCUGCCUCUGCUCGCCCUGACCUGGAUGUCAGCUGUCCUGGCCAUGACCGACAAGCGCUCCAUCCUCUUCCAGAUCCUCUUCGCCGUCUUCGACUCGCUCCAGGGCUUUGUCAUUGUCAUGGUGCACUGUGUGCUGAGGAGAGAGGUUCAAGAUGCAUUUAAAUGCAGGCUGAGAAACUGCCAGGACCCAAUUACAGGGGACGCAGCCGGUACCUUUCCGAACGGACAUGCCCGGAUCAUGACAGACUUUGAGAAAGAUGUGGACAUUGCCUGCCGAUCAGAUCAUCCUGAACACCACCAUCGAUCAUCCCAGAACAAGAGCUUAUAUAGAACUGGCCACACUAAAAUGCUGCCCAUGUAUCCAAACACAGGUGAUCUUGACUUAUUCCUCCACAAGGACAUCGGCAGCUGCAGGGCGGCUACCAUCACCGGCACACUGUCUCGCAUCUCCCUCAACGACGAGGAGGACGAGACAGGCAACAGCCCCGAGCGGCUGAACUUCUCCACCUUACCCGGCAACAUCAUCUCAAAGGUGCUGAUCCAGCAGCCCCCGAGCAUGCACGUGCCCAUCGGCAUGAACGAGCUGACCGAGCAGUGCCCGAAAAAGGACACCAACAGCGAUUUGCGCCGGACGGUUUAUCUGCGCACCGACGACAACCUGAGAGCGGGCGACUCCGAAGUAACCCAGGCCCAAGAGAGGAUGAUGGAGAGCGACUAUAUUGUGAUGCCCCGGGGCUCGGCCAGCCUCCAGCCCUCGCCCAUCGACGAGAGCAAGCUCAACAUCGGGGUGGAGGGCUUGCCCCACGACAGGCUGCUGCACUUUAAGGUCAAUCCCAAGUUUAACACGAGCGGCCCCGUGCUGGAUCACAUCAGCUUCAAUCUCGACCAGCACCUCGGCACACAGGAACACAAGCAGAACAUCCCCUUCGAGUCGCGAUCCAGCGUUAAGAACUUCCUGGUCUCGGAGCUCGAUGAAAACAACGCAGGACUGUCGAGGAGCGAAACGGGCUCCACGGUCUCCAUGAGCUCUCUAGAGAGAAGAAAAUCCCGCUAUCAAGACCUGGAUUUCGAAAAAGUCAUGCACACAAGGAAGCGACACAUGGAGCUGUUUCAGGAACUAAAUCAAAAAUUUCAGACUUUGGAUCGUUUCCGCGAUCCACCAAAUACGGGCAGCAUUAGUGAUAAAACGUGGAGCGUCUCAACGACGGGUUUUGAGAGGGGGGGCGGGAGCGUAAGUGUAAAAUUCAACCCAUGCUUCUCACAGGAGAAGCAGACGCCAAGCAAGCAUCAAUGGGAAGCUUACAAGAACCCUAGCGAUUACCAACAUUAUUCACCGAUGAAUGUAUUGGAUACAGAGGCGAAGGAGGCAUUGGAAUUAAGACAGACCGAGUGGGAAAAGUGUAUGUCCAUGCCCUUAGACGUGCAGGAAGGGGAUUUUCAAACUGAGGUUUAAAGUUCUUACGAAUCACAAAGUAAAUUCUCUCGCACUGGCACUUCGAAAAAUUGCUGAAACCCCGGCCUAAAUGUCUGGACUCGUAGAGUAAUAUAGAAGACGUUUACACACUGGGAGAUAAGAUGUCAAUGUCUUUAACAUUUCUCGCUACUGUAUUUAGUGAGAAUAAUACGAGAUGUACAAUUAUUACCAUCAUGUGUUGUACGUUCAAUGUGGAAUGAAUUUGUAAGGUAAUCUUUAUAGAUAAACCUCGAGCAAAGAUACAUGUUAUAGCUUCAUUUGGUUUAGUUUUAGAACAAAACUUCGCCAUGAAGCACAAUGUAUAUAUUUAUGCAGUUUUUAAGAUUUAUAACAGUCUGUUUGGCCAUUACUACACUUUUUACUUUAUAAUAUAAAAAAAGCAAACAGUUUUCUGUCAUUUAAAUGAAUGGU